Messenger RNA from Daphnia carinata, 1315 nucleotides. RefSeq lists its product as uncharacterized. The transcript has 2 exons. Lineage: Eukaryota; Metazoa; Arthropoda; Branchiopoda; Diplostraca; Daphniidae. The record is from RefSeq and is a predicted model, not a curated record. Gene Ontology annotation, biological process: glycosphingolipid biosynthetic process. Gene Ontology annotation, molecular function: hexosyltransferase activity. Bases 126 to 1292 code for a protein of 388 amino acids.
GUUAUAUUUCUUUUGAUUUUUUCGGUUUGUUGAGCAACAUAUAGCUAUUUUCAGUUUGUGGUCUUCCUUCGGUUUUAUGCUAAAAGACGGUAGUCAAAUAUUCUACUUUUUCGCGACCAUUCAACAUGCGACAUUUAUCUGCUUUUUCCCUCGGCUUCUUGUUUUUCAUUUUCUGUUGGUUGAUUCGCUAUCGUCGACUGCAUUCCCUCGGUUUCGCAGAUGGACCGUAUAUUCCAGCUGCAAUUUUUACUUUUGCUGUCGGAACUGAUAUAAGAAAUGGAACGUACAUAUUUAAAUGGCAGCCGGAGCCUUGGGAGUCGGUGAAUAAUCAGCGCAUCUUUAUGCAUGGAGUAACUGACACUGCAGACUUAAAUGCAAAACAGAGUUGUGCAGCAGAGUCCUGCGCUAGGCACAAUUGCAACCGAACCAUUCAAAUCUUCAUGAAAAUGCCGUCGUCCUACAAUCGAACAAAAGAAGCUAUGGAACUAAAAAACCCGAAUAAAAACUCUUCUUUAUACUCAGUUUUGAGGCAUUAUAAGAAUCUGGAAAUAAUUUUCUUCAGAGAAAGUGAAUAUUUCAGAGAUACGGCAUUAUUUGGUUGGUACAACAAAGGAGAAUGGCGAAAAAGCUCUCGUCGAAAUUCCCAUCUUUCUGUAUUUUCUAGUAUCGUUUCCCUAUUCCGCGGUGGUGGCCUUUUCAUUGACCUUGACACCAUUAUCACUCUCAAGCCACUGAAUGGGCUUAAAUGGCGGAAUUUUUUUGUGAAAAAUAAAGAGGCCAGUCAAACAGCAGACGGUGUAGUAAAUAUGGUGACAAGCGAAAUUUUCCAUCUAGUCUACGGGCAUCACCUCAGUGACGAUAUAAUUUUAAAUUUGGGCCAAAUUGUAUAUGAUCCAUUUUCUUCUGCUAAUGACAUACUAACUGCCGCAUUUCACGGUAGUAUGCAAAAUAUAUGCAUUGGAGAAAAUAACACAAGUCUCUGUCGAGAUGUUAAGUUACUCGAUCGACGAGAUGUAUUCUUGCCACAGUUCGAGUCGUUAAUGUGGCGGCAAGUGGUCUUGGCUUCGGAAGAAUACAUUUCUACAAAUGAGAGUAAGCAAGUGGGCAAAGCUCUACAAUUCAUGAUUAAGAAUAUAGUGGAUGAUAAUAUUGCUUCUGUGAUUCAAUGGAAAUCGAACCCAAAUUUAAAGAGACGACGUAAUUCCAAUUCUGAUAUUUUGUAUUCUCUUCUUCUAUCUCAGCAUUGUCCCCACACCGUAAAACAUUUUUCAAACGAGCUUUGGGCGAGCUAAACUUUAUGUUAAUUCUUUUAAGU